GUUUUUUUGUUCCAUUCCAGGGCAGGCCGGGGACCAAUUCUCUGCCCUCCCUGGAGCCGGUCCUGCCGCUCGGCCCCGCUCUCGCCAUCGCCCGGGAGGGACGGAGGAAGAGAGGGGCAGAGCCGCCGCAGACCCCCGCCCCGAGCCCCGACACUUAGUUCCCCGGAGAUUCCCAGCGGGAGUCUAAGGGCGGGCGGGGGGCUGCAAGGGGGGUGCCCAGCGACAGUCCGGCCCUGCCCGGCCCUGCCCAGCCGGCCGCUGGAAGCGAGAGGUUCAGGGCAAUCGGCCGGGGAGGAGGAGCGGAGGAGGGGAGGAGGAGGAGGAGGAAGGAGGGAGCCUGCCAGCCCAGCCAACUAGGAGGGCAGACAGCGAGGGAGGCCGAAGGGAGCCGGCGAGAGGAUGGAUUUUCAGCAGCUGGCCGACGUCGCCGAUAAAUGGUGCUCUAACACCCCCUUCGACCUCAUCGCCACCGAGGACACGGAGAGGAGGAUGGAUUUCUACGCGGACCCCGGCGUCUCCUUCUACGUGCUCUGUCCCGACAACGGCUGCGGCGACAAUUUUCACGUGUGGAGUGAGAGUGAAGACUGCCUACCUUUCUUGCAGCUGGCACAAGAUUACAUCUCCUCCUGUGGCAAGAAGACCCUCCAUGAAGUCUUGGAAAAAGUCUUCAAGUCUUUCAGACCUUUACUGGGGCUUCCAGAUGUAGAUGAUGACACAUUUGAAGAAUAUAAUGCAGAUGUGGAAGAAGAGGAACCGGAAGCCGACCACCAACAAAUGGGUGUCAGUCAGCAGUAAACUUCUGAGGAGUAAUUACAGAUUAAAGAUGUCAACCCCUUGGGGCCAGGUGGGGUCGUAUGCUCCUGUGUUAUAGCGUUUUGCAUUAGUGCAUUGCAACGGCAAUUCUGACUCCCAGCAUCAGAGUUAAAAUGAAUUCCAGUUUUAACAACCACAAAAUAUCUGUGAUGAGCUUUGCUAAGAAGUGGCCUGAAUUUCACUCCUGCUUCAAUGGGGUUUCUCUGGAGGCGUCUCAGCUUUUUGCCAUUUAAAAUUUAGAAUCCGUUUCAGUUGGUGACAUCUCUUUUAGUUUUGUAUUUGAGAAUUAAUUUUCAUUGACGUGAAUGUAGAGUACUCUGAAUGUACCAAGGAUGGAGAUAAAGUGCUCAAGUGACCUGACCAAGGGAAAGCAACACCAGUUUACUAUUUAGUGGUUAACUGCAAAAGUGCACAAAAAAUCUUGGGGAGGGGAAGGGGAAAGCAAUUACUGGACUGGGUCCUAUGGAAUGGGGAAAUCAAUAUAAAUGUGUGUUAAACUGAGAUUUGUAGCAGCAGGAUCCUUAUUUUAGCAAAAGCAUUACAUGGUUGCUCUUCCAGGCAAAAGUGUCAGUUCCAAAGGCACUUGUUGAUAGUUGGAAAAAAAAAUGGGAAUGGGGAAAUAACUGAGUGAUAUCAAGUGAAACUUGAUAAAGCCAUCUAGGACGUCACCCAUUCUUGCCUUUUCUGUAAUGUUCAUCUGCUUUUAAAGAAAUGACCACUUGUUAGAGAUGCUAGAGGCAUCUGAAAUUUAAGUGCCAUUUAAACUCUAAAGCCAUAGCUUAAUUUAAUAGGGAAAUAAAUUGAUAUCAGUCCUUGGAAAACAAUCGUCACUUUUGAGUUCAGUUUUUACCUAUUAACUAUCAGAGAGUAGGAAGUAUUGCCUUGAAAAGCAGCAGUUUAAUACUGAGUGCUGUUAACUACCAAAACUGCAUCUAAAAUUUUGGGGAAAAAAGAUCUCUGUAUUAGAUUGGAUCCUAAGGAAUGGUUUGAGAAUAAAAGGAUUCCAUUAUAUAAUUUACUAUACUAUUUUAGAUUAUGCUUCUAAAUGCCUCAUUUUAGCCAAUUUUUAACAUUAAAUGAAGUUCACAAGGCCUUUUAAUUCAGGAUCCGAUUUCUUAAGAUGAUAAAUUUCAUUGAACAAAAUAUGCUUAGUUCACAGGAACAACUGAUAUGAAACAUAUUGAAACCCUGCUGUUAUCAGUAGCUCCCUUCAAAGGUCUUUAAAAAAAGAUUUCAAAAGCUAAUGUGCUGUUAGUGAAGUGUUCAUUUUCUGAGUAGAACCUCCUUGUGAUUUUUGGUUCUAAUUCUUGGGAUGAAGAAUACCUCUUUUUCAACACAAGGUAAAACUUUCAUUAUCUGGGAUGGAAAUAUUUUUGAAUGUGCACAGAAAUGUGACUGCUACAAUGUAAAAGUCUUGAAUUAAAAAAAUAGAAAAGCUACCAAGCUUAUUGAGAUUUUGUAAUUCUUUUGGCAUGCAGGCUUAACAAUGAUAGUUGUGAUACACUUUUAGGGAUUAUUCAUUUGAGAGUUGUGGGUGUGUACUCUCUAAUAAUGCAGUUUCCUUUCCAAAUUCUGGUGAAAUUCUAGUUGUUUCCAUUCCUGCUUUGUUGUACGUGUUUUUCUUUCCACUUCAUCAAUCAGUCAAUCUAUGGUAUUUAUUGAAUGCUUACUGUGUGCAGAGCACUGUGCUAAGCACUUGGGAGAGUACAACAGAGUUGGUAGAUACGUUCCCUACCCACUAGGAGUUUUCAGACAAUAAAUUGUCUAGAGUCAUCAAGCAAUAUAUUACAUUUUAAUUUCAAACACAACUCCCUUUCCAGCAGCCUGUUUUUAAAACUUUAGCAUUCCAUUCAGUGGACUCUGAUGUGGUGUGAAUUUGGCUACUUCUGCUUGUGUUUUGAGGGACUUUUUAAAUGAGCAAUUAAGUAUUCGUGUGGUGUAAAGCCAAUUUAAAGCUGUACACUGGGUAGAUAUUUCCUGUAUUCAUCAGCUCCUCAUCUAAGCACCAGAGGCCAGAUGAAUGACUUCUGCAAGUGUGUAAGAAGUGUGUCCAAAGGAUAUAUACACUAAGCUCAUUAGAGUGAACUGGAUUUUAUAUGUAGAUGAUGAAAAUAUAAAUUUACAUACAUAUUAAAAGCAAAUGGGCAUUAAUAUAGUAUGUAUUUUCUCAAAAAGGUGGGUUGGACUUGACCAAAUACAUUUCUAUAUUAUCUCAUUAACAUUAUCUGGGCAGUGAACUAAAACUAAUAAUCUAGUGGACCAACAAGGACUCUAACCCUCUAACCCAUGUCAGCAGACUGGGCUCAAACGGUUAUUUACUCUUUCUCAAAGCAAAGCAGAUUGGGGAAGGCCCAAAAAGGCUGUGGUAAAUUCAGACUCCUUCCCUCUAAUCUUUUCUAUGAACAGAGCAUCCACCGAAGCUGAGGGAGUAGGGGAGAGGGGCUUUGAAGAGACAAACGCUUUUUUUGAUCCACCCAGCUUUCCACACUCCACUCCACUGAAUCUGUGGGCAGCCCACCUGCUGCCUUGGCAUCAGAAAUGGGGAUUUAUGAAGGAAAAAUUUGCUGAUAUAUCUCCAAGCAUUUAAACAUGUAAAAUAGCCUCCUCCCUGGGGAUCAUGUGCAGGAAAGCAGUGAUUGGAAAACCUAGUGGGGAGGGUGGAACUCUAAUUCCCUACCUUUGCCUGGGUGAUGCACUUUGAGCCCUAUCCCUGAGAAGGUGAGAAGUUGGUUGCCCAGAGUGACCGGCAGAAUGGUGAAAACGGGAAGAGGUCAGAGAGAGGAUAGUGAAGAGGGAUUUUGUGUUUUUUGGAACAGUGGCUUAUCUAGAGUUAAUUCUGUAAACUAAUUUCUGUGUUAUCCUAAUAACAAUGCUUUUGGUGGGGUGUGGCUCCUUGUAGGGGCUUUAAGGGUCCUUAUUCUUCUUGUGGCCAUAAUCACACCUACUUCCUUGGUGCUUCUCACUGGGUUGUCCCGCUUGCUGUUUUGUGUUGGGAGUUUGUGAGGUGGGAAACGCACACACCAUAUUACUCCUCAUGGCAGUUACUGUCAUGUUGCCUCAUUAACCUGGCAGCCCUUCCCUUCCACCAAGCACCAACUAAAUUUCUGUCUAUUGUGUGCAUGUUGUCAACCCCUGGGAAAGUGGGCUGGGGAGCUGCCUGUAGAGGCACAAAGUCACAGAGCUUUGAUGAGAUUUUCCGGAGCACAGCUAUAAUGUAAGACAUUUGGAGCAAGGGAACCUGGGGGCUGAAAGGACAAAAAUCUGACCUUCACUUUGCUACUUUUGGCAAGGCUUGGGCAUCAUGGCUGCUGCUGGUGGUUUUUGGGAAGUGGUGGAAAUCAAACAUGUGAGAUUCAACCUUGGAGAGGGUUCUCCACAACCUUUGUAGGUGACUCUGUUUUUCUUUAACCAUUUUGGCACAGGUGGGGUAAGGAACCAAUAAGUAGGGUGAUGGCUGGUACUAAAGGAGAGCUAGGGAGACUGAUUAGAGCCCCAGCAUACUUUCCAUGUCAUGAAGAAAGGAAGAGCCAGUCUGGGUUCAUAGUUACUCUUGGCUUUAGGAGACAUCAUCCAUCAUGGCAGAGACCCUUGCCAUGACAAAACAAGGAAGAUGCUGUCCCAUUAGGAUUGCCCCAAGCAUCAGUACAGUCAGACCCAAACAGAAACAUAGAUGGUCUCCGAGGAGUACCUGGUGAUUCAGGUAAAAAAUUCCGUGGCUCAGUGCAAAAGACCACAGACCCAGAGUCAGGAAAUCUGGUUCUAAUCCCAGCUCUGCCACCUGCCUGCUGUGUGAUGUGAAAGUCACUUAACUUCUCUGGGCCUCAGUUUCCUCACCUGCCAAAAUGGGGCAAGAUACCCAUUCACCAUCCCGCUUAGACUGAGCCCCCUUGUGGAAUACAGCUGUGGCCGAUAGGUUUAUAUUGUAUCUACUUCAUCACAUAGUACAGUGUUUGUCAUGUAAUAAGCAUUUAAACAAAUGUCGUCAUUAUUAAUUUAGAUUGUUUCAGUAUCUGGAGGAGUACUGUAGUUUGUAGAUGAGCCUGAAAUGGGAGCACCUCCAGUCCUAUUUAUUGGGAAGGGCUUACUGCUAAGGAAUCUAGUUCCUGAGUUAGUGUUGGCAGAGGUGAUAUCAAAGAUUUCAAAUCACUUGAUACAAGGAAUAAUUAGGUUGGAGAGUAAGCCAUCUCAAAUGCCAGCCAAAGGCCUCUCAUUAAAGAUGGGAGGUGCCAAGCCUAAGGUGAGAAUCAGUGAUUUUUUAGAUUUUUUUCUGACACUUUCCAAAUUGCCUGAUUGGCAGAUGUAGAGCAUCUGAGGAAAACAUUUCCUUAAAUGCCAGGCUAUGCUGUCUGUGACCAACACAUUGUGACCAAUCAUUGACUGGUGUAUUGGGUUUGCAGUAUCUUUAUUUUUAUUAUGGCUUCAAAGAGAAAGACGUUGAAAGGUGUUCCUGCUUGAAAUGGUGGCAUUGGCAGUCCAAGCUCAGAUGCAAUCCAAAAUGGUCCCAGGAAGGGCAUUCAUUUGCUUAGUGAGGAUUUGUGACAGUUGGUUGAUCCUGAGAGAGAUCUGAAAAAUUAUCCUGGAAAGAAAUGCAUUUUGUUGAACUUUUAAAAAAAACCCUCUUUUUCUGCAGUUACAUUCUGUUUAGGAGAGCAGAGAGCUAGGUGGUAAUAUUCUACAUAGAAGAUACCAGCUUUCCUCUUUGGAGAGUGAAAUAAAUUUUCAGGACUGGAUAAAUUUUAAAUAAUCUUUGUCAAGCCUUAAUUUAUGGAUGCAGAGAUUAAUUCAACUAGUCAGAAAUAAAGUUAAAAUAACUGAACCAUUUGCCAAUUAGGAACUUUUCGUUUAAGGUUUCUUUUUUUUCCUCGGAAAUUUCUCUUGAGCAUUACAAAACUGUGAAAUGGGUUGCCAAAAAUGUUUGCCUUUGUUAGAAAGUGUGAACUCUCUAUGGAACCUUCUCCAUCAUUGCUUUUCUAUUCCCUUUUAGAAACCUGGACAUUAAAUUCAACAAUGUAGUUGUCCCAUAAACCUGCAUUAAAGAAUGUACCAAACGUU
Molecule: messenger RNA, 5865 nt
Organism: Tachyglossus aculeatus (Australian echidna)
Lineage: Eukaryota; Metazoa; Chordata; Mammalia; Monotremata; Tachyglossidae
Gene: MTURN
Product: maturin, neural progenitor differentiation regulator homolog
Exons: 3
Coding region: 400-795 (131 amino acids)
Biological process (GO): positive regulation of megakaryocyte differentiation; regulation of signaling
Cellular component (GO): cytoplasm
Source: RefSeq, a predicted model, not a curated record